AUGGAAUCAGAAACCAUAACCGAUACCACCCUACCAAACCACCAAAAUGAGACCGAGAGAGAGUUCAAGAACAAUCAGAAACGGUACCAAGACCUAAUCUCCACCUUUGCUCACGCCAAAGGCUGGAGACCGAACGCUCCCCUGAUCGAGUACGGUGGUCACUGGAUAGUACAGCCUCUCCUUGAAGGUUGGCUUCACGCGCAAGACUUCUUCCAAGCGCGACCCAUUGACUUCUUCGUUUGUAGCUACCCAAAGUCAGGUACCACAUGGCUCAAAUCUCUAACCUUCACCAUCGCAAACCGAUCUCGCUUUGACGAUUCAUCAAACCCUCUCCUGAAACUCAACCCUCACGAGCUCGUUCCCUUCAUUGAGGCUGAGUUUCCUUUGUUCCCUCAAGAUGGCGAAGGGAACACUCUGUUCUCGACUCAUAUCCCGCACGGGUUAUUACCCGAGUCGAUCUCGAAAUCGGGCAGUAAGAUGGUUUACAUCUGGAGAGACCCAAAGGACACCUUUGUCUCCAUGUGGAACUUCUUCCAAAGGGAAAGAUCUGAAAAUGGCCCUCUCAAUAGUCUUGAGGAGUCUUUUGAUAUGUUCUGUCGAGGUUUCUCUUUGUAUGGUCCUUACCUAGACCAUGUCAUGUCCUACUGGAAAGCUUACCAAGAGAAUCCGGAGCAGAUUCUGUUCCUCAGGUACGAGACGAUGAGGGCUGAUCCUGUGCCGUACGUGAAGAGAUUGGCCGAGUUUAUGGGUUGUGGAUUCACAGCUGAGGAAGAGGAGAAAGGGAUUGUUGAGAGAGUUGUGGAUCUUUGCAGUUUCGAGUCGUUGAAGAAUCUUGAAGCCAACAAAGGAGAGAAAGACAGAGAGGACAUCAAAGCUAAGAAAUUCAGAGAAGACAUUCCUUCUGGCUUUUAUCCGAAUAGCGCUUAUUUCAGGAAAGGUAAGGUCGGAGAUUGGCAGAACUAUCUGACUCCCGAGAUGGCUGCUCGAAUCGACGGAUUGAUGGAAGAGAAAUUCAAGGGCACCGGUUUAUUUGAACAUGGCAACUGA
Messenger RNA from Thlaspi arvense, 1047 nucleotides. Lineage: Eukaryota; Viridiplantae; Streptophyta; Magnoliopsida; Brassicales; Brassicaceae. The record is from the annotation of a GenBank genome assembly.